Messenger RNA from Helobdella robusta, 312 nucleotides. RefSeq lists its product as hypothetical. The record is from RefSeq and is a predicted model, not a curated record. NCBI's taxonomy places the organism in Eukaryota, Metazoa, Annelida, Clitellata, Rhynchobdellida, Glossiphoniidae. The transcript is spliced from 3 exons. Bases 1 to 312 code for a protein of 103 amino acids.
AUGAAGGCGCGUCACAGCAAUCCAGGCACUCCACUCAUCAGUCUCGUAAACAUGGAAGGAACAAGAAAAAGCCAUAUAAAAAUACGCACGUAUAAACAACUCACUCAGGCCAACUACAUAGUUUCUACUCUAGAACUUCAAUUAACUGCCAUCGGUGUUUCGCCACUCCCAUUUAAAAGACUGAGAAUGAACUUGUGGAUGUCAAGCAAAAGUUGGACAGGAAAAUGGAGGUUUGCAUAUGAAGCAUCAGCACUCAAGCAUCUGCCUGUGAGUGGAGGGGUGUGCAAUCUCAAGUUUGAAAUGUUUCUUUGA